AUGUGCGUAACGACAUUGGCUGUGGAUGUCAUGGUGGGCACUGCAAACCUCUCAUCCGGCGGAACUCUCAUUCCAGCUGACAGUUGGAAGAUUCAUCCUGAUUGGAUUCCAGGAGGCUUCUUCAAGGGAAAUGACAUCGCUCUCAUUCAUCUGUCCACCCCUUUGACCUUCAGCGACUCCAUCCAGCCGAUCUGCUAUCCAGAAUCAGACGACGUUCUGGGAUCGGCUAUUUCUGCAUGCGACCGGAAAUUCUACGGCUGGGGCUACAGAUAUCCAAAUGUUUCAUCUCCAAUUGAUAUCUUGCAAAAACUGGAUGUCUCUCUUACCGAGUCCACCACUGCUUGUACCGACAUAACCGAUGGUAGAGCUAUAUGCAUCAAAGGAGAUCCUCCGUCCAGUUCACUCUGCAACAUUUCAUUCCACGCCGGCAUCGCUCCUACUCUGAAGGGCCACGUAUUGGCAUUGAUAAUGGAUUGA
Molecule: messenger RNA, 477 nt
Organism: Darwinula stevensoni
Lineage: Eukaryota; Metazoa; Arthropoda; Ostracoda; Podocopida; Darwinulidae
Source: the annotation of a GenBank genome assembly